Molecule: messenger RNA, 4856 nt
Organism: Ostrinia furnacalis (Asian corn borer)
Lineage: Eukaryota; Metazoa; Arthropoda; Insecta; Lepidoptera; Crambidae
Product: indole-3-acetaldehyde oxidase
Exons: 21
Coding region: 15-4658 (1547 amino acids)
Molecular function (GO): oxidoreductase activity; iron ion binding; 2 iron, 2 sulfur cluster binding
Source: RefSeq, a predicted model, not a curated record
GUCCUCUGGCAAUCAUGGAUACAAUACAACUAACAGUUAACGGGCAGCAGUACACUGUGGAAGGAGCAGAGGUGAGCUCCGACACGAUGCUGGUGGACUACCUCAGGCAGCACCUCGAGCUCAGGGGCACAAAAUUCAUGUGCCGUGAGGGUGGCUGUGGAGCCUGCAUCGUGACUGCCGUCAAAUCGCCUGGAGACCAGCCGGUCGCUGUAAACUCUUGCCUGGUGUCAGUAAUUCAAAAGACAUUGGCUGAGAAUAAUGGCACUCAGUGCGGACACUGCACUCCUGGUUGGAUCAUGGCUAUGUAUAGUCUUGCACGAAGCAAAAAGAAUUUAACCGAGUUGGAGAUCGAGAAAUCGUUUGCAAGCAACGUGUGCAGAUGCACAGGAUACAGACCAAUUUUAGCAUCAUUUAAAAAGUUUGCUGCUGAUGCUAAAAACAAUCAAAUAGCUGAUAUUGAAGAUUUGUAUGUCUGCAAAAAGAGCAACGAAGUUUGUAACAAAUCAUGUGACGAGUAUGAAUGGUGCUUUGUAAACGAUAAUUUGAAUCAAGAUGAAGUUAUUAAGAUAAAUCUUAAAGAUGGCAAAAAGUGGUAUAGAGUUACACAAGUAUCUCAAAUAUUUGAUAUUCUACGCGCUGAAGGUGAUGAAUCAUACAUGUUGGUUGUUGGAAAUACGGCAAAAGGAGCGUACCCAAUUGAUGAAUAUCCAGAAAUAUUAAUAGACAUAAGUGGAGUAUCUGAAUUAAAAGGUCACAUUUUUGACCAAAACUUGGUCAUUGGUGCGAUCACCACCCUCACCGAACUUUUGGAUAUAUUAGAAAGUGCUGCUGAAGAGAGAAGCGAUGAAUUUGGUUAUCUAAAGAAGUUGCAUGAUCACAUUCAGUUAGUUGCUACUAUACCAGUAAGAAAUGUAAUGGGUGGUGAAGUGAGCUCCGAUGUAAUGCUCCUGGACUACAUCCGGAGCUACCUAGAACUACGUGGCACAAAGUACAAUUGUCGAGAGGGUGGCUGCGGUGCCUGCAUUGUCUCUGCAGCCACUAGUCCUGGGGAGACUCCUAAAGCUGUCAACUCGUGUUUAGUGUCAAUUACAUCAUGUCAAGACUGGGAAAUCACGACGAUUGAAAAAGUGGGAAACAGGGGUGAUGGGUACCAUCCGAUCCAGAAAACUAUUGCAGAAAAUAAUGGGACCCAGUGUGGAUAUUGCACACCUGGCUGGGUUAUGGCUAUGUACAGUCUCGCUCAAAACAAGAAAGAUUUGACGAAAUUGGAGAUAGAAAAGUCUUUCGGCAGCAAUAUCUGCAGAUGUACUGGAUACAGGCCAAUUUUAGAUGGCUUGAAGAAGUUCGCAGUCGAUGCGGAUGACAAUAAAAUUGCUGAUAUAGAAGAUUUGUAUAUUUGCAAGAAAAGCAAUAAGCCAUGUACUAAAACUUGUGGAGAAGAAGACUGGUGUGUUAUUUCUGGCAAGAGUGGCGUAAUGGACGAUGAUGUGAUUAAAAUAGAACUUAAAGAUAAUAAAAAAUGGUAUAAAGUAACUGAGAUCUCCCAAAUAUUUGAUAUUCUGAGCAGCGAAGGCGAGGAUUCUUAUAUGUUAGUGGCAGGAAAUACAGCUAAAGGUGCGUUUCCUAUUGAUGAAUAUCCCAGUUGCUUAAUUGACAUAACUGGAAUAUCCGAGUUAAAAGGUUAUCAAAUUGAUCAAAACUUAAAUAUUGGCGCUAACACAACACUGACCGAGACCAUGGAAAUUUUCGAAGUAGUAUCUGGUGAACAAUAUUUCAGUUAUCUAAAAAAGCUACACGAUCAUUUACAACUGGUUGCUCAUAUACCCGUAAGAAACUUGGGAACUAUCGCUGGAAAUUUAAUGACGAAACAUAAGCAUCGGAGUUUUGCAUCUGAUGUUUUUCUCUUAUUGGAAACAGUUGGUGCUUAUGUGACUAUUGUGGAUUCACAAGGAUCUAGAGAAUCCAUGAACAUAUUAGAUUUCUUGGCAACAGACAUGACUGGAAAGAUACUGUAUAACAUAAUGUUGCCUCCAUUAAACGACGACGAGUACAAACUAGCAACGUUUAAGAUAAUGCCUCGAUCUCAAAACGCGCAUGCGAUAGUCAAUGCUGGUUUCCAGUAUAAAGUAAAAUCUGACAACACAGUGGAAGACGCCAGGAUUGUGUUUGGUGGUAUAUCUUCAACAUUUACACGAGCAUUUGAAACAGAGGAAUAUUUAGUGGGAAAACAACUUUUUGAGAACGAUACGUUGCAAGGAGCUAUUAAAAAGUUGGACAAAGAAGUUGUUGCAGUUGAAAAUUUGCCAGAACCUUCUCCUGAGUACAGAAAACAAUUAGCAAUAGCUCUAUUUUACAAGGGAUUAUUGACAUUAUGUCCUGAAGAUAAAAUAAAAGAAAAAUACCGUUCUGGAGCGAAAAGACUUCACGAGUCACGGCCCGUGUCGCAGGGACGACAAGAGUUCAGCACUGAUCCGAAAUUAUACCCUCUUAAUGAGCCAAUAAUGAAGGUGGAAGCUAUGAUUCAAUGUGCGGGAGAAGCAAAGUAUACGGAUGAUUUGCCAUCACUCCCUUACGAAUUAUAUUCUGCACUUGUAUUAAGUACAGUGGGACAAGGGGAGAUAGAGUCUAUAGAUCCAAGUGAAGCUCUGGCAAUUCCUGGAGUGGAAGCGUUUUACUCAGCCAAAGACAUUCCCGGCGAGAAUUCAUUUCAGUUAUUAGGUGAAAUCGUAUUCGUAAAAGGAGAAGAAGUAUUUUGUAGUAAAGAAGUUAAAUACUACAACCAGCCUCUAGGUAUUAUUGUUGCUGAAACAACGGCAUUAGCAGAAAGAGCAGCUAAGAAAGUAAAAGUUACAUACACCAAUGUUAGAAAGCCUUUGAUCGAUAUCAAGGAAGCUAAAGAAGAUAAAUCAAGAUACAAGCUGUUCUUGCCGCUCCCUAACAUAGGUAGAGGUCUUCUUAAUCACAAAGAGUUUAAAUCUAACUACACGAUUUACGGACAAUACCAUUUCCCAAUGGAAACGAUUGUGAGUAUAAGCCGACCUUCGGAAGACGGUCUAGCUGUUUAUUCGUCGAGCCAAUGGAUGGAUGCUGUACAGUAUACGACAGCUAAAGCUUUGAACAUUGAUCAUAAUAGGGUGGAUGUCUUUACUAACCGUCUUGGAGGUGGUUUUGGAUUGAAAAUAACUCGCAGCACUUUGGGGGCAGUCGCUUGUAGCAUUGCAGCGUUUAUGCUGAACAAGCCAGUCCGUUUGGUUCAGUCCAUGAGCUCUGUCACGAGAGCUUUGGGAAAAAGGCUACCUUGUUCCACUGAUGUUGAGGUGAAGGUUAGUAAGAGCGGUCGUGUGCAAUACAUGACUUACAACCUCUUUGAAGAUAAUGGUCAUGUUACCAGUGAAAUAAUAUCAGCAAUUGGAGUAGACGUAUACAACAAUUGUUACAAAAGCCUAUGGUGGGACUACAAAUGUUAUAACGCUACAACUGACACAGCUAAAAAUUCAUACUGCAGAGCACCAGCUUCAUUAGAAAACAUUGUUAGCGCAGAACACAUCAUGGAGCAAAUUUCCUAUGAGCUAUCCCUUGACCCCUAUGACGUACGCAUGACUAACUUAAACACACUAUUAUUUGGCGAUGUCAAAACCAUGGGAGAAGAAUUGAAAGAAAGGGCAGAAUACACGGAAAGAAGAGCCGCUGUUGAUAAGUUCAAUGCUGAAAAUAGAUGGAAGAAGCGAGGCUUGCGGUGGGCUUUUAUGAGAUACACGCCUCUUAGUCCAGCCGGCUACGAGGUGAACAUGGUAAUAUGCCAUGGAGACGGUUCCGUGGUAAUCAACCAUGGUGGUAUAGAGUUAGGCCAAGGCAUAAACACGAAAGCUAUCCAGAUUUGUGCUCACUUCUUCAAUAUUUCGGUUGAUAAAAUAAAAGUGAAAGGGCACAAUACUCUUACAGCGCCGAACAGUAUUUUUACUAGCAGCAGUAUAACAUCGCAGAGCGUGGGAAUGGGAGUCGAGAAAUGCUGUAAGGAAUUACUGCUUCGUUUGGCACCAAUUAGAAUUUUAUUGCUUAAUCCCUCUUGGGAGAAAUUGAUAAAACAGGCACAUUUCCUUAGAGUGGAUUUGCGAGCCCGAACAUUCGUCAAUGAUAUUUUAUCUCCGAUAUUCUUCGUAUAUGGGGUAACAUUGUCUGAGGUGGAAGUGGACAUACUGACUGGGGAGUCUGAGAUAGUUAGGGUCGAUUUGUAUGAAGAUGUCGGCAGGAGUGUCAGCCCCGAAAUUGAUGUUGGACAAGUGGAAGGUGCAUUCAUUUUCGGCCUAGGUUAUUGGACAUCUGAAAAACUGGUUUACGAUAAAGAAAACGGCGAAUUGAAAUCAGAUCGUUCUUGGAACUACCACGUCCCUCAAGCCAGGGACAUCCCGCAGGACUUCAGGAUAUAUUUCCGGGAGAAAUCUUACAGCGCGGCUAUUGUUUUAGGAGCUAAAGUGACUGGUGAGCCAGCUACCUGCAUGGCUGUAUCCGUUCCUUUCGCUAUGAGAGAAGCCGUGGCCUCUGCAAGAAAAGACGCUGGCAUCGCAACAACAGAGUGGUUCCCAAUAGACGGACCAUACACUACCGAGAAGCUAUGCAUGUCAUCUGGUACAAAAUAUGAACAUUAUAAGUUAAUGUAAUGUAAUCAAACAUUUUGCACGAAUUAGUAUUUUUAAAACCUAUAAAUGUAUUUAAACAAUAAUAAAUGACUGUUUGUUUAUCUCAUAAUGAUUUUUAAAAUUAUAUUAAACUAAAGCCCGUAUUUUUCUUUAUUACGAAACAUUAUUGCGAAAACAUGUUUAAUGGUGUAUAGUUUCUUAAGCAGUGGUUAUUAGUCU